Trichomycterus rosablanca is the source of this 4566-nucleotide messenger RNA. RefSeq names its product neogenin 1b (gene neo1b). Gene Ontology annotation, cellular component: membrane. Gene Ontology annotation, biological process: cell-cell adhesion. Bases 1 to 4362 code for a protein of 1453 amino acids. NCBI's taxonomy places the organism in Eukaryota, Metazoa, Chordata, Actinopteri, Siluriformes, Trichomycteridae. Gene Ontology annotation, molecular function: protein binding. The record is from RefSeq and is a predicted model, not a curated record. The transcript has 29 exons.
AUGGCCCACCUGGGUGGAGUAGUCGGACCACCUCGGGGCUCUCCACUCGGAGGCCGUCAGUCACUCGAGACUCCUACUGUUGCAGGUGCUGCAGGAGAUUGUUCAGACUUGAGAAAGUUCACACAGCUGAAGUUCUCGGUGGAGCCGGCGGAUGUAUUGGCCGUACAAGGUUUACCUGCUGUGCUGAACUGCUCGGUGGUGAGUGACGAACCGUUCAGGGUGGAGUGGAAGAAGGAUGGUACGUACCUGAACCUGGCGACAGGCGAGCGCAGGCGUCUUCUCCCGGAUGGCUCGCUGCUCAUUAGUAACGUGGUGCACUCUGCUUAUAACAAGCCUGACGAGGGAGUCUACCAGUGUGUGGCCACCAUCGACAACCUGGGCACCAUCAUUAGCCGUGCUGCCAGAGUCACCAUCCCAGGUCUGCCUCAUUUCUCCAGCCAUCCAGAGAGCGUCUCUGUGCACCCCGGGGGUAAUGAGGUCCUGAUCUGUGAGGUGAGUGCAGAUCUGGCAUCCUUCACCCACUGGGAGAAGAACGGUCUGGCCGUGCAGGCGGACACCCGGAUUGUGCAGCUGCCCAGUGGAGCCCUGAUCAUCAGCAAUGCCUCGAAGGCUGAUGCCGGCCAGUAUCGAUGCAUCAUAGAAGGACUGGGGCAGGCCAAGACCAGCCAGGACGUCCAAGUAGAAGUUUUAACAGAUUCUGCUGCUGUAGAGAGAAUGGAAGUCUUAAUGGACCCAUCUGCUGUGUCUAAGCCUGUGGGAGAGGUUGUGAUAUUACCGUGUGUUGUAAAGGGCUUCCCACUCCCGGUCAUUCGCUGGAUUCAGAACAGCAAGGUUAUAGACGAGAGUAAGGAGAGGUUUGCUGUGAUUGGAGGAGGAAGUCUACAGAUUAUAAAUGUAACCGAGGAUGAUGCUGGAUCUUACAUCUGCCAGGCAGACAAUGGCAACGAGACCCUGGAGAUCCAGGCAGAGCUCACCGUGCAAGUUCCACCUAAGUUCCUCAAGAAACCAUCAAACAUCUACGCUCAUGAAGCCAUGGACAUUAUUUUUGAGUGCAAUGUUGUUGGCUCCUCCUCCCCUACGGUGAAGUGGGUGAAGAACGGAGAUGCAGUCAUUCCCAGCGACUACUUCAAAAUAGUGAAUGAGCAUGACUUACAGGUGCUAGGUCUGGUCAAGUCAGAUGAAGGUUUUUACCAAUGUGUGGCUGAAAACGAGAUUGGGAACACCCAGGCCAGUGCCCAGCUCAUCAUCCUGGACUUUGACGUUGCCCUCCCCACAUCUGUUGUCCCUUCACUGACCAGUGCCACUACUGACCAUGUAGCCUCCGGUGAGCGAUCAGGCUCAGUCCCAUCACCCCCACGCGAUCUUGUGGCUUCACUCGUCUCCACCCGAUUCAUCCGGCUCACCUGGAGGCCCCCGCUCGAGCCGCACGGAGAGAACCUCGUCUACUCUGUCUUCUAUAGCCUGGAUGGCUCCAGCAGAGAGCGUGUUGAGAACACCACGUCUCCAGGAGAGAUGCAGGUCACCAUCGAGAACCUUAUCCCUGAUUCUAAGUACACUUUCAGGGUCACGGCAGCCAACAAAAACGGCCUGGGUGAAAGCUCAACGUCUCUUAUGGUGGCCACCCAGCCUGAAGUGCAGGUAUCAGGUCCUGCCCCCAAUCUGCAAGCGGUGUCCGUCACACCCACCACAGUCACUCUGACCUGGGAGAAACCACUCGCAGGCAAUGGGGUGAUCCAGUUUUAUAAAAUCUACUACACUGAGAAAGGAAAAGACUCAGAACAGGACAUCGAUGUUGUAGGAUUGUCCUACACAAUGACAGGACUGAAGAAAUUCACCGAAUACAGUUUUAGAAUUGUGGCUUACAACAAGCAUGGACCUGGGGUCUCUACAGAUGAUCUGACCAUUCAGACCCUUUCUGAUGUUCCAAGUGCUGCGCCACAGAAUGUUAGUCUUGAAGUCCAGAACUCCAAAAGCAUUGUGGUGCAGUGGGAGCCACCGCCUCCUGGCACCCAGAAUGGAUAUUUGACAGGCUAUAAGAUCCGCUACAGGAAGGGUGGGAGGAAAGGAGAGGCAGCUGAGAUCAUGACUAAAGAGCUCUUUUAUCUUGUGGAUGGCUUGGAACGAGGAACUGAGUACUCAUUCCGCUUGUCAGCCAUCACGGUGAAUGGCAGUGGUCCGGGAACAGAGUGGAUCACAGCUGAGACCUUCAAAAGUGAUUUGGAUGAAUCCCAAGUACCUGGAGUACCCAGUUCACUGCAUGUGCGUCCGCUGGUUAAUAGCAUCGUGGUAAGCUGGACCCCUCCGGAGAACCAGGACAUUGUUGUGAGGGGCUACAUCAUUGGAUACGGCAUAGGCAGCCCUCAUGCACAGACCAUCAAAGUGGACAACAAACAACGCUACUACAGCAUUGAUAACCUGGACCCAAGUUCACAUUAUGUGAUCACUCUAAAGGCCUUCAACAACAUGGGGGAGGGAAUACCUGUGUAUGAGAGUGCCAUCACCAGGCCUCAAUCAGAUCCCAUAGAGCCAGAUAUUGAUUUAUUUGAACUGUUUCAUCAUACUCCUCACACCCCAGCACCCGAGCCCUCCCCCAUGCUCCCUCCUGUGGGCGUGCAGGCUUCUGUCAUCAACCAUGAUGCCAUCAAAGUCUCCUGGGCUGAUAACUCCCUGCCCAAGAACCAGAAAAUCACUGACUCCAGAUAUUACACUGUUCGCUGGAAGACCAACAUUCCCGCCAACACCAAAUUCAAGGUUGCAAACACUACCACUUUAACAUACACUGUGACGAACCUGAAGCCCAACACACUGUACGAGUUCUCAGUCAUGGUGACCAAGGGUCGGCGCAGCAGCACAUGGAGUAUGACUGCUCAUGGCACCACCUUCGAAACUCUUCCCACAUCUGCUCCUAAAGACGUCACUGUAGUGAGUAAGGAGGACCGUCCACGCACCAUCAACAUCAACUGGCAGCCACCAUCCGAGGCCAACGGUAAAAUCACAGGCUACAUCAUUUACUACAGUACAGAUGUGAAUACACAGGUGCAUGACUGGGUUGUAGAGCCGGUGAUGGGAAACCGACUGACCCACCAGAUCCAGGAGCUCACCCUAGACACCAUCUAUUACUUUAAGAUUCAAGCACGCAACUCAAAGGGCAUGGGGCCGUUUUCCGACACAGUGCAGUUCCGCACUCCCAAAGCUGAGCCCUCUGACAAAAUGUCCAGUGAUCAAGUAGGCUUUCAGGGGAAGCCAGACGGACGUUCUCCCUUGCCUGAUCACGGAUUUGGAUCCUCCCUAGAUAAACCAGGAAUGACAGGCAGUCAGGAGAAUCAUAUCCUGCUGAUCGUCAUCAUUGCUUCUGUGGGAGUGUUUACUAUCGUCACGGUAGUUGUGGGAGCAUUUCUCUGCACACGCCGCUCCAACUCCCAUCAGAAAAAGAAGAGAGCGGUUUCCAAGUCCAGUAAUAGUUCUCAUAAAUAUAAAAGCACCUCCAAAGACUUAAAGCCUCCGGACUUGUGGAUUCACCAUGAGCGUCUGGAAAUGAAGGCCAUAGACAAAUCACCUGAGCCCAACGUGGUGAUGACAGAGACGCCCAUCCCCCGUGCUUCACAUGAGCCCUCCAGCAGUGAGUCUGCCUACCAAAGACAGAACACAUACUGUAGUCUUGAAGUUGAAGAAAGUAUAUCUACACUGACAGGCAGAAGGGGAGUGAGGCCUAAAAUAAUGAUGCCCUUUGAGUCACAGCCCCCACAACCUGUUAUUAGUGCCCAUCCUAUCCAUUCUCUUGACUAUCUUCAUCAUCACCAUCGUCACUAUCACCCCCCUCCACGUGGUUACCUUCAUCACCAGAUCAGCCUGAGGGCUCCUGCUAUGCCCUCUCCAUCCAGCUCUUAUUUAGACAGGCAUCCUUCUGCAGAAUCGGUAAGGACUCAGCCCUCUGCCUCCGAGACACAAGUGGCUGUGUCUCUGAGCCCCAGCACAGCUGAUCUGCAACACACAGAGGUGCUGAUCAGAGAGGAGGAGGCACACUGCUAUAAACCCCCCACAGCUCACGUUCACCCCACACAGCCUAUGAAGAGCUUUACUGUACCCACCGUUAAUGUCUCGACUCACAGCACACCCAGCUCUGCCCUGCCCUGCACCACACUGAUGCCCGCACCAGGUCCUGGUGUAAAGACCGCGGGUAUUGGCACUUUAAGCAGAGUCCGUGCACCCAUGGCUGUUACCGUACCCAGUGCUCCUGAUCAGUCAGAAACCAGCAAGAUGCUACCACAUAAAGAGACUGCGUACGAGACAGAUGAGCUGUCAGAAGAAAUGGCACAUCUGGAGGGCUUGAUGAAAGACCUGAACGCCAUCACAACGGCCUGACAGCACUAAGCACUCCACAGAGACCAAACAUAGACGUCAGCGAAGUGCCCAGCAGCUUUUGGAAACAUCUGAUCACACAUCACUUUGGCUAAAUUCUUGCUGAGGAACCAGAAGUCCCAGUCUGGAGAGGUCUUUUAGUUUUUUUUUCAUAUCAUUGCAUCAAAGAAAGGAAAGGACCAGAAAAGAAAAACAAACAACGGUGAA